Sipha flava (yellow sugarcane aphid) is the source of this 849-nucleotide messenger RNA. RefSeq names its product ATP-dependent DNA helicase pif1-like. The transcript has 4 exons. The record is from RefSeq and is a predicted model, not a curated record. The coding region runs from base 1 to 849 and encodes 282 amino acids. Gene Ontology annotation, biological process: telomere maintenance; DNA repair. Gene Ontology annotation, molecular function: DNA helicase activity. Lineage: Eukaryota; Metazoa; Arthropoda; Insecta; Hemiptera; Aphididae.
AUGGCAAUGAUAGACAUCUACUAUAAAACUACCGAACGCUCAGUUUGUAGUGUAAAGAAACAAAGUUCUUUGGGUAAAUUAUUAAAGGAGAUUCAUUUUAUUGUUUGGGAUGAAUCAACAGUGGCGAAUAAAGGUAGUCCUGAGGCACUUGAUAGAAUUCCGAGGAAUUUUAAAAAUAAUGAUCGCCCAAUUGGCGGAGUUGUUAUUCUUUUUGAUGGUGACUUUAGACAAAUAUUUCCAGUUGUGCUAAAAGGCACUAAAAGCGAUGAAAUCAACAUCUGUCUAAAGUCAUCAUAUCUUUGGUCUUACAUAACAUCUUUGAGAUUAACAACCAAUAUGCGUGUACACCUUGGUGGUGAUAAUAAUGCCAAGCUUUUCUCACAACAUCUUUUGAAAAUUGGUGAUAGAACUUUUCAGAAUGAUGAGCAUAGCAUGAUAUACAUAAAUUCUACAUUUACGAUUUCGAUUCUUGAUCAAAAUAACUUAAUUAACAAAGUUUAUCCUGAAAUUUCUAAUUUUUCCAAUAAAUCUAAUGAAUGGCUCCGUGAACAUACACUUACUAAUCAAGAUGAAGCUAUAGAUAUCCCGACUGAAUUUUUUAACUUAUUAAAUCCAUCUGGUAUCUUCCCACACAAACUUGAUUUAAAAAUUGGUGCGCCUAUUAUUCUUAUGCAAAAUCUAAAUGCUCCCAAAUUGUGCAAUGGAACGAAAUUAAAAAUAUUAUCUUUGAAAAAAAACCUUAUUGAAGCUGAAAUUCUUACUGGCUCAGCGAGUGGUACAAUUGUGCAAGGACAGACAAUGAAAGUUGCAGGAAUUGACAUCAGCGAUCCUUGCUUCACUCAUGGAUAA